Salvia hispanica is the source of this 1611-nucleotide messenger RNA. The record is from RefSeq and is a predicted model, not a curated record. Lineage: Eukaryota; Viridiplantae; Streptophyta; Magnoliopsida; Lamiales; Lamiaceae.
AAUGUUGAAAGGGAAAAUGGAGAUAAUAAAACCUAACCUACGUUAUGCCAAGUCUUCUGCGUUUUAAGCACGGUAUGGUGUGCUGUGCUAUUCCCGCACCGCAUCGCAUCGCAUCGCAUCUGCAUCUCUUGUUGUGGCUCGAAACCCUCCGGUGACCCGUCAGUUUCUCUCCGGUUCCGAACACAAGCAUCUGUAUUAUUUUCAGGUAUUAAUGAAGAUCACUAACUUUUUGGAAGGGGAUUCUGCUAUAUGUGAGUCUGAGUGUGGCAUAAUUAAUAAAAGUGCUCCUACUGCACUCAGAACAAGUAAUCGACAUGUUGCCAAAAAGGAUCAUUUAGCUGUAAUAAAAGAGCAGAAACGGAAAGAUAGGCGUGUAGCUGUAAGAAAAGAACGAAAGCAGAGAGAUAUUUUGUUAACAACCAAGGAAGAUGUGUUUGCAAAUCCACCAGAAGAGAUUACGUUAGAGAUCUUAGGAAGGCUCACCAUUAGGAGCGUUAUGACGUGCAAGUGUGUUCUUAAAUCAUGGCGCCAUCUAAUGGAGGGGGAUGAGUUUGCGAUGUCAUAUACCCCCAAACCAGGCCUGACUUUCGUUCAUCGGGACAUGGAAAUGGGAUACACUGUCCGCGAUGAGGCCUUAAAGCCACUUUUCCGAUUUGGUUUGCCUUCUGACCAUCGAUUAUCUGGUGUUCACUGGUGUGCUCAAAUUGCUUCAGCUAAUGGUUUGCUUUCGGUGUGGGAUCCACCCCCUAACACUAUAUUUAUAUGCAAUCCAAUGACUCGUGAGUAUGUCGAGCUCCCUCCUCUAUCCAAGGACAAAAUUACUAGCUUUUUUGGAUUUGGAGUGAGCAGAACAAGUGGCCAGUAUAAGAUUUUGUGUAUUGAUUCCCAUAGUUGUUAUGUAUACACUCUAGGAAGAGGUGCAGGACUGUGGAGAGCCAUCGCACCACCACCAGCGCCAGCACUAGGUAUUGGUCAACUGUAUCUUGGUGAUGCUGCAUUUUUGAAUGGAAAUCUUCACUGGUUGGCAUUGGAUUCGGAAGAAGAUUACUUUGUUUGUUGCUUUGAUUUGGAAACUGAGCUCUUUACUAGAAUUUCAGUUCCUUGUGAUUAUAUUGCCGAAAGAUAUGGCAACAGGUGGGUAUGUAUUUUGGAGGGUCGGCUAUGUUUAUACGUUGUUUUAGAUUGGUAUCAUGUCAUUAUUUGGAAGAUGAACAACUAUGGGGAUGAUAAUUCUUGGAUAAAGGAAUAUAGCUUUGACUUACUCAAAAAAUAUUUAAGUAUGGACGUGGUCGAAGUUUUGACAAAUGGUGACUUAUUGUUAGCGAUAGCAGGUUCUGGUACUUUGGACGCAUCUCAUGAUCGACUAUUUUAUAUCAAUCCCAAAAACACUGGAGCUGUUGUGACAUAUGGUUCUAAACAACGUCAUUCUUCCAACAUUGGUGUUUAUACCCCAAGUCUAAUUUCGCUCGUCACCAUGGGGUUUCAUAAUGUCCAGCCGUUGAAUUUUUAUUAGAUAUAAAUAGGUUGUACUUAUGUAGUUUUAGUUCAUCGUGUAAUUUGUUACUAUUUCAUUUUGCAUCCUUCUUUAAUCAGUUCAUUAUUAAUAGCUUA